Cydia pomonella (codling moth) is the source of this 2939-nucleotide messenger RNA. It is a transcript of the gene P450, whose product is annotated as farnesoate epoxidase-like. Gene Ontology annotation, cellular component: intracellular membrane-bounded organelle; cytoplasm. The record is from RefSeq and is a predicted model, not a curated record. Gene Ontology annotation, molecular function: oxidoreductase activity, acting on paired donors, with incorporation or reduction of molecular oxygen, reduced flavin or flavoprotein as one donor, and incorporation of one atom of oxygen; iron ion binding; heme binding. The coding region runs from base 995 to 2461 and encodes 488 amino acids. The transcript has 9 exons. Gene Ontology annotation, biological process: xenobiotic metabolic process. NCBI's taxonomy places the organism in Eukaryota, Metazoa, Arthropoda, Insecta, Lepidoptera, Tortricidae.
UGUUGACAGCCUCUUAAUGUCGCUGAAUGGUGUUUAUUGACAUUAAGUAUAUGCAUUUCAUCUAUACAUAUCCGUGUACAUUAGUGUAAAAAGAUGACUAUUAUUUCGUUUACUUAUCAGUUUUGAUUACAGGCUCUGUAAACGUAUCGUCUUAUUUAAAUGUCGGCGUAAUUUGAACGUUAAUGUUCUCAAAUGCGGAUUCCAUGUUUUAUUUCCGUUCAUUGCACAUACCCUAUUAGGGGUUAUUGGCGUCCGAGUCCAAAGGAUUAAUUUUAUUCCAAAAUCUUACAUAAUUUUCAUAAAAUCUUACUGUCAAUUUGACAACUCAAAUCGGUCUCUUGGUUUUUAAUGUUUUGUCUUUCCCACAGGAAACAACGAACAAUUGAUUAUUACAACAACGUUUUUUUUCUGAUUUAAAAAUCAUCGAUUGACUAAAGAUAACCUGAAAGAGCGUCAUUGUUGUUAUUAUAAUUCUAAGCAUACUUAUUUAUGGAAAUCGGGUUUUAUAUUCUACAUUUUUCUCAGUGCAUCGCCUCAGGGCUUCUGGCAGAAAAACCUGGUCCUUGUUUUAGGUACUUACCGAUUAUACGAAUAGCAAUGUUGAACUUUAUAAACAUCAUGUAGGUACAUAUUAGGUAAAAUAAAAAUAAAGUAUCCAACACAGGUAGACGUAAUAUUUAAUUGGGAAAAUAUUUAAAUUAUUAUUUUUCAUGUCAGACAUAUGUGUGUCUGAUGAAUGAUGAGUAUUUGAGGCAUCAGAAGUUGCAAUCAUUCUCAAAUAGUCAUUUUAUCUUCAUUAAAAUUGUACCUAUACGCUAAAAACAUAGGCAACCUGCAAAUUAUUGCGGAUCACGAAAUUUCACUUAUACCAGUUCGCUUCAUACGUGGAGCUCGGUAAGCUACCGAAAUAACACCUAAUUUUAGUAUCUGAAAUUCUGAAUGAGAGAAAUCUCAGCACCCAUCUCAGUUCAUACCGUGGCCAAAAGCAGUGACAAUGUGGUUAUUGACUAUUUUUAUAGUUUUGUUAUUUUCUUUUUAUAAGAUUACAUUUCCUGGCCGAUCACGUUUUUAUCCUCCAGGUCCUUGUUCAUUACCAAUAAUAGGAAACCUUAUUUCCGUUUGGAUCGGGUUGAGAAAGCAGAAAUAUCACCAUAGACUUUGGCAAUCAUGGGCGAAUAUCUAUGGAGACAUAGUGGGUCUACAGUUAGGCUCUUUGAAUGUUGUUGUGGUAUUUGGAAAAGAUUUGAUCAAGGAAGUUUCUUCAAGAGAUAUGUUUGAGGGGAGGCCGGAUGGAUUAUUUUAUAUGAUACGGUCGUUUGGUAAAAAAUUAGGAGUAGUAUUUUCGGACGGGCAAUGCUGGAAAGCGACGCGUGGAGUACUCCUCAAGUAUUUGAAGGGUUUUGGUUACGGCACCCGCUCCAUGGAGGCAUACAUAGCCGAGGAGUGCACGGACCUUAUCAAACUUCUCUCAAGUUCGCGGCAGCCUAUAAUAGUUAAUGAUUUAUUCGACAUAUCAAUCGUCAAUAUCCUGUGGCGACUGGUAGCUGGCACAAGAUACGACUUGAAAGACAUUCGAUUAAAGAAGUUAUGUCAUAUGAUCAAACGGGCAUUUAAAGUUGUGGACAUGAGUGGCGGCGUGAUGAACUUCAUGCCUUUUCUGCGACAUAUCAUUCCUGGCGCCAUUGGAUACACGGAGCUGAAAGAACUUCACGAGACACUAUACUCGUUUAUAAAGGAAACUAUAAAAGAGCAUGAGAAAAACAUCAUUACAAAAGAUCCGAGAGAUGUCAUCGACGCCUUCCUGAUUGAAUCGAUAGAAAACAAGGCUGAUGCAAUUUCAGAAGAAGAGCUCCAAGUGGUGUGCCUUGAUAUGCUGGAAGCUGGAAUGGAGACCGUAGGCAACACGGCCGUGUUUCUUCUCCUGCACGUCUCUCUGAAUCCACAGGUGCAAGCGCGUCUUAGACAAGAGAUUGAUGAUGUAGUCGGCCCAAAACGAUCGCCGGCGUUGGUUGAUAGAACAAGAAUGGUGUACACCGAGGCGGUGAUCAUGGAAGCUCUCCGUAUCUCAAGCGUGGCCCCAGUGGGCAUCCCCCACAUGGCAAGGGAAAAAACGCGGCUCAAGAAUUAUGUUAUCCCUAAGGGUACAUUAAUCUUACUGGCUCUACACGACCUUCACAACGGCUCUCACUGGACGGACCCGCACGAGUUUCGACCCGAGAGAUUUCUCACAAAAGAAGGGAAUCUAGUACAGGAUGAGUGGCUAAUGCCCUUUGGGACAGGUAAACGACGUUGCAUUGGCGAAGGCCUAGCCCGCUCUGAACUGUUCAUGUUCCUGACAUACAUACUGCAGAACUUCACUCUAGUAAUACCUGAAGGCGACCCUACACCUUCGACGGAACCGGUCAACGGGGUGACACUCUCGGCGGAACCCUUCAGGCUCAUAUUUAGGCCGAGACGUUAAGUGACCAGUUCUUUGUAGGCACGGUUUGGCACAAAAUCUUUAUAAGUUGUUUAGUUUGUCAGAAUUAUUCUUUACAUUUUUUUUCUAAUAAUUAAGUAUUAUAUUUUUAUAUAACAUUUAUUUAUACCUACUACCUAAUGGUUUUUUGGUGAGUGUUUACAUUUCGUUAUUUUAUUAAAUUUUAAAUUAGUUGAUAAUAUGCUCUAACUGUAGUUUUACGACGUAUUUCAUUUUCUCGAUGGAUAUAACGAAUACCUAUUACUAAUGACUAAUUUAUUAUGACUCACUUUCGGGUAAAAAUAAAUUAAAUUUUUGGGGAUUUUUCAGAAAAUAGUGUUUUUUUUUUAUACUACGUCGGUGGCAAACAAGCAUACGGCCUGCCUGAUGGUAAGCAGUAUCCGUAGCCUAUGUACGCCUGCAACUCCAAAGGAGUUACAUGCGCGUUGCCGACCCUAACCCCCUCCCACCCUCGUUGAGC